AAUUUGUCUUGGUGCAUAUGCUCUCAGUGUACAUAAAAGAAAAGAUACGUUCAUCAAGGUACAACAUUUACAACACAAUUGAUGGUCAAUAUAUCAAUAUAAAUCAUAAAGAUUGCCAGCAACAAGUUAUAGUCAUACAGUCAUAAGUGGAAAGAGAUUGGUGAUGGGAACUAUGAAACGAUUAAUAGUAGUGCAGAUUCAGUAAAUAGUCUGACAGUGUUGAGGGAAUUAUUUGUUUAGCAGAGUGAUGGCCUUCGGGAAAAAACUGUUCUUGUGUCUAGUUGUUCUGGUGUGCAGUGCUCUAUAGCGUCGUUUUGAGGAUAGGAGUUGAAACAGUUUAUGUCCAGGAUGCGAGGGAUCUGCAAAUAUUUUCACGGCCCUCUUCUUGAUUCGUGCAGUAUACAGGUCCUCAAUGGAAGGCAAUCCAUUGCUUCGGGUGCAAAAGAGGCCCGCGCAGCCUAAACCAGGGCACCGCUCCGGAAGUAAUGGCGGGGACCCCACUGAUGAAAGAGGAAGGCGCGUCUCCUCCUCGCCCGCCGUAAACGUGGCGUUUCUAAGGUCUCCUUCUUGCGCCUGCCAGGAGCAACCAACAACUUCCUUCGGGUGCGCAUGCGCUUUCUUCCUCUUUCUCCCCCCCCCCCGCUCCCGUGCCGCCGUCUAUGGCUUGCAAACCUGGGCGGUCGCGUGAGGCGGAGCUAAGGCGGAGCCGAAGCAAAGAGACCAAGCCGGAGACCACCUCGCCCGGCCUUUGCUUCAACCCCUCCUUCUCUCCCUUCCCCUCCGCGGCGGCGGCGGCGGCAUGGAGAACCCUGAGGCGGCAGUAGCCGCCGCCAACGGGAAUUCCUCCGCUUCGAACCCGACCGCCGCCUGCCUGGGCGGCUUCCGCAAAGGCGCGAGGAGACGCUGCGAUUCCGAGGAGAAACCGCUGAGCGAUUCUAAGGCGGCCGGCGAGGCGCAGCCACCGCGCCCGCGCUCUCCUCGGCCUCAGCCGCCGGCGCGGUUGUCGUCUUCGGGCUCCGAGGAAGCGGUGCCGGACCACCCGGAAGGUCCGCAGCACUUGCCCCCCCCGCCGCCGCCUCUCCCUCACCGGCGUCCGCAUCAUCACCACCACCACCACCGCCGCCACCAUUCCCCGCUGAACGCUUCUCCCCUCCAGAGGCGGCGCCGGCGCCGCAGCAACCGCCUCCUGCUCCUCGACCCCGGCGGCGCCGCGCUGAUGGAGGCGGGCGGCGCUGCCGGGCUGCUCUACCCGCCGUUGGGCCGGGUGGAAGACGGGGAGGCGGAGGACGACGACGACGACGACGACGAGGACGAUGACGACGACGACGAGCUGGACGAAGCCGGCGACGAGGAAGGCGCCGGCGACUUGGCUAGCAGCGAGAGCGCCGGCAGCGGCUUUUCCACCCAAGGCUGCGCCCUGGCCGAGCGCCGCAAGCGAGCCCGCGGAUCCGGGAGCGGGCUGAGCGGCGGCGGCAUCUCGACUUCCUCCUGCAUCGGCCGCAAUUACGAGGUGGUCCGCGAGCUGGGAGCCGAGGAGGUGCGCUGGUUCUACCGCGAGGACCGCAAGAGCUGGAAGCCGUUUAUCGGCUACGACUCGCUGCGCAUCGAACUGGCCUAUCGCGCCCUUCUGCUUCCCGGCGACCAAGGCUCGCCCAGCCCCACCACCGAUAGGCCUGAGAAACUCGCGCCUUCUCCGAGCAUCCCGACCCCGGAGCCCGUUUGCGUCCGUGGCGGUCUCUACGAAGUGGAUGUCGCCCACUCCGAGUGCUACCCGGUCUAUUGGAACCAAUCUGAAAAGAUUCCUGUGAUGCGUGGACAAUGGUUUAUUGAUGGCACAUGGCAACCACUAGAAGAAGAAGAAAGUAAUCUGAUAGAAGAGGAACAUCUCCGCUGUUUCAAGGGGCAACAGAUGCAGAACUUUGACACAAAUGUCUCAAAACCUAUAGAUAGGAAAGAGGCUGUUCAUAGUUUGAAGCUGAGUCGCAACCAUGUAGAUUGGCAUAGUGUCGAAGAGGUAUAUCUGUAUAGUGAUGCAACAACUUCAAAAAUUGCAAGAACCGUCUCUCAGAAGCUAGGUUUUUCUAAAGCUUCAAGUAGUGGGACCAGACUUCAUAGAGGCUAUGUUGAAGAAGCUUCAUUAGAAGACAAGCCUUCUCCAACAACUCACAUUGUGUUUGUUGUGCAUGGCAUUGGACAGAAAAUAGAGCAAGGAAGGAUUAUAAGAAAUACUGCCAUGAUGCGGGAAACUGCAAGGAAAAUUGAAGACAAAUAUUUUAGCAACCUUGCAACACAUGUUGAAUUCUUGCCAGUAGAAUGGCGAUCUAAACUUACACUUGAUGGAGACACUGUUGACUCUAUUACUCCAGAUAAAGUUCGUGGACUAAGGGAUUUGCUUAACAGCAGUGCAAUGGACAUAAUGUAUUACACAAGUCCCCUCUAUAGAGAUGAGCUGGUAAAAGGCCUUCAGCAAGAGAUGAAUCGUUUGUACACACUUUUCUGUUCCCGAAAUCCAGAAUUUACAGAAAAAAAUGGAAAAGUAUCUAUUGUAUCACAUUCCUUAGGGUGUGUGAUUACGUAUGAUAUCAUGACAGGAUGGAAUCCAGUCAGGCUCUAUGAACAGCUACUUGAGAAGGAAUAUGAUGUUCUCGAGCACUCUUGGAUGACCUACGAGGAGCAGCGUUUGCUAGAAGAGUUUUACUUAACCAAGAAACAGCUGAGGGAGAUAGAAGAUAGAUUGCAUGGACUAAAAACAUCAACUGUAGCCAAAACACCUGCCUUAAAAUUCAAGGUGGACAAUUUCUUCUGUAUGGGAUCUCCAUUAGCAGUGUUUUUGGCCUUGCGUGGCAUCCGUCCAGGAAACAGUGGAAGUCAAGAUCACAUUCUACCCAGAAAAAUUUGUAACCGGUUACUAAACAUUUUUCAUCCAACAGAUCCAGUGGCCUAUAGACUAGAACCUUUAAUUCUGAAGCACUACAGUAAUAUUUCUCCUGUGCAAAUACAUUGGUAUAACACCACAAAUCCACUACCUUACGAACACAUGAAGCCAAGCUUUCUCAAUCCAGCAAAAGAAUCUACCUCUGUUUCUGACCCUGAAUCUCUCACAACAUUACCCAGUCCAACAACAUCCCCUGUCAUGUCUCGGCGGCAUUAUGGGGAGUCCAUAACAAAUAUAGGCAAAGCAAGCAUAUUGGGGGCAGCUAGCAUUGGAAAAGGCCUUGGAGGGAUGCUGUUCUCGAGAUUUGGACGUUCCAAUCUGUCCACCUCACAAGUGCCUGAGCCAGGAAAAGAAGGAACAGAAGUGGAGGACAAGAAGCUAGUUCUGAGUCAAACAUCAGUCGGGACUCAGACUUUUCCACACAGCAGUUCUGGCUUUCUAGAUCCAACAAUUGAGCUGGACCACAGGAUCGACUUUGAGCUCAGGGAAGGCCUGGUGGAAAGCAGGUACUGGUCUGCCGUUACAUCGCAUACAGCUUACUGGUCAUCAAUGGACAUCGCUCUUUUCCUUCUUACCUUCAUGUACAAGCAGGACCAAGAGGAGGAUGACAUCAAGGCCCGCUUAGAUCCUGUUUGAUUAGGUAGGGAUAGGGCAGGAAUUAGGGAGGAGUGGGAAGGGGAGAAAGGAUGAAACAUGACAGUUGGCACAAAAGCAGUCAGACAACAUCUGUUUUAGGGCAUGGUGGUUUCAGUUUAAAUGCAUGUCUGAUUUCCUUCCUUCCAAGAUUAUUUGUCCUUCACUGCACAUAUCCAUUUCUGUGCUAAUUGAGGCCUUCUUGAAAGAUCAUUCUCAGCUCCCACCCUUCCAGCUUUCAAACAAGCCAGCAGUAGUUGUUUUAGCAUCCAUGUAGAAUAACAUCUUUGCAGAUUAACAUAUCUGUUUACAAAUAGCUUUUUUUUAAAAUACAGAGAUUAAUCUGUUACAAUGGAAUUUGUUUUCGUUUAAGAGAAAUGCCUGCAGAUCUAAAAGAGCCAUGUUCUGUGUCCUUUGUAUGAGUUAAAUUAAGAAGCAAAUGGGUACUCGAUUCAAUUGCAUUGAAACCCUAUCAAGUAAGCGGCAGAUACAAAGGGUGGAACAAAACUCAUUCCAUGUACUAAAACUGGCAAGCAGUCCUUAAUGUUUGGAAAUAUUGUAACAAUAAUUUAUUAUUACCUCUUACUAUUUGUUUUCUCCAAUGUAUUAAAAAUGUUAGUUUUCUACAGUUUUUUCCUUUUUGUUUUCUUUGAAAGCAGAGGAACAUAAUUUAAAAAAAAAACCACAUUUAUUUUCUACAGUGUUAAAACUUUAUUCCUCAAAUGACGUAUGUCAUACCUUUGUACUAUUUCAAUGGAGCUAUGGACACUGUGGCACACUUUUCAGUAUUUUUUUCAUUAAAAAUAAACUUUUGUGAUAUCACACAAGCAUUAUUUGUUAAAUCCUGUUUCUCCCAGAUACGAUACCCUUUCUCUUUGAUUUUGGCAUAUGUUCAUUUUGCAAAAUACCUGCACUCAACUUCUUGGAGACAUAAGUGGUGGAAAGUAAGUCUUAAUUUGUGGUUCCUCGGUAUCAAGCAGAUUCUUAAGAUGAGCCUUUGACUUUGAACAAUUAGACCAUUGUUAAGCUCUUUUGAUAAAAUGAUGCUGGCCAGUAUCCAAAGAAGAGGCAUUCCUACUCAACUACUCAACGUAUUUUUCUUUCAGCUAUUCAGGCUGUAAAUGAAGCCAUCUGCUUUUUACACUCUAGGGUGUUUGCUUCUUCACAAGGGCAACUGCUGCAGUACAAAACACUUAACAGUAUUUCUUCAUUCCUUCUUCAGCAAGACCUC
Ahaetulla prasina is the source of this 4799-nucleotide messenger RNA. It is a transcript of the gene DDHD1, whose product is annotated as DDHD domain containing 1. Gene Ontology annotation, cellular component: cytoplasm. Bases 800 to 3571 code for a protein of 923 amino acids. The transcript has 12 exons. Gene Ontology annotation, molecular function: glycerophospholipase activity; metal ion binding. The record is from RefSeq and is a predicted model, not a curated record. NCBI's taxonomy places the organism in Eukaryota, Metazoa, Chordata, Lepidosauria, Squamata, Colubridae.